AUGCUGCCCUUUGCAGACGAGGAGGCCGCAGCUGUUGGGGCUCCUCUCUUCACCUUGUCCUCUAGGGGCCAGCAGCAUAGGCAGACUAGCAAUCAGAGGGUGGAGGGAGAGACACAGAGCAUCUGGCUUCUGCAAAUAACAGCUUCCCGGAAACUGCUCCCCACGAGCAUCUCUAGAACAAAAGCAAGGACUCAAGCUGGCAUCCUUCAAUCAGUCCCUUCCAUCUGCCAGGUCAGCAUCACCUGCCGCGAGCCUUUGAAGUCAGGUGCAGGGGCCAGGGAGCCCGCCCAGAAGACCCCUACAGGCAGUGGGGUGCAGAGGUCAAGAAUCAAGAGGGGAGAAGGAAGAGAACAGAAGACCCAGGACAGGGGGAGGAGGCAUGGACUUUGGGAUAAACAAGGAAAUGACAAUCUCCAGUCAGAGUGUGCAUAUGGGAUAAGAGGAAUGAAGACAAGGACUUCCGGGAUGAGGACACGAGCAUCCUUGAGUUUGGCUGCCUGCAAUCCAGAUACCACCCCUGAGCAUGCUGAGGGCCUGCUGUACAAACAGCCCUGGAGAUCUCCGAGUGAAAGAUCCCCAGGAAAGGUCUUCAUGGAGAAAGUAACAGCUGCAUCUGGCCGCACAGCCAGUCUUCUGAGCUCUACCCACAGGCAGAUUUAGAGAGAUGAAGCGGAGACAGGACCCAAAGGGAAUCUUCCAAUGUAUGGUGCCAGCACUAGGAACGCCAUCCUCACAACGCCCCAAGGCCCAUGAAGGAUGCUGGUCCAAGGAAGAUGCCCAGGCAAGUGGAGCCCAGUCGUGGCAGUGCAACCCCUGGGAUUUGUAUCCCCUUUCUCUGGUGUCCUGGUCUUUUCUUGUCUUGUUUGGGAUGGUUGGGCCAGCAGGAUAGCCAUACAGCUCUAAACCUCAGGACUCAGAAGAGAGUGUACUGGGCUAGGAGCACACCCACACCCACACAAGUAGUCCUCUUCUGUUCCCCGUGACCUUUCUUGGGAUCUCUAGAACCUCUGCACACAUAGCCUUUUAGAUCUGAAACCUCCAGGACUCUGGAUGGGCCAUGUCCUGAGACAUCUGGGAGCCAGCUGCAAGUGCUCUACCUGAUGGAUACCCAAGACUAACCCCCAAAUUGUGGCAGAACUGUCAGGAUGCUAGCCUGGCUGACUCUGUGGGUGCCUUAGAUGCGAGUUUCUAUGGACCUGUUGGUGGACAAUUAACCGAGUGAAAAUAGUUGGCCUUUCUUUCAUGCCUACUGCGGGGCAGGCACUGCUCUAAAAGCUUUUGUGGAUUAAUUUUUUAUGGUUUCAACAAUUGUCCCCAAGAGGAUAUCAAGGUAUGGAAAGGGUUAAGGACAGUGAGGGUCAUGCAGCUGGUGGCUUGCUGGGCCAGCACUCACAUCUAGGUCUUCAGGCUUGGGAGCCUGCACUUUUGAUGCUGGCAGAGUUCUGUCUGCUGCCUUUUUGUUGUUGCUGUUGUUUUUGCUUUGUUUUGUUUUCCAAGACAGGGUUUCCCAGUAGCUAUGGAGCCAGUCCUAUUUGGUUUUGGGGGGUUUUGUUUUGUUUUUUUUUUUUUUUUUUGAGACAGGGUUUCUCUGUGUAACUGUACUCUGUGUAGCUGUCCUGGAACUAUCUCUGUAGACCAGGCUGGACUUGAAAUCACAGAUAUCCACCUGCCUCUGCCUGAAUUCAGGGAUUAAAGGUGUGUGCCAUCACUGCCAGGCACGUCUGUUGCCUUUUGAGUGAGGUGCCUGGAUGUGUCCUGUUCCUCACUGUGUCCCAGGGCCUAACCUAAGGCUGGUUCUCAGUACAAGAGCCAGAGCUCUCGGGCCCCUGGCAGACAGAGUUGGCCUUGACUAGUUCAAGGUAGAAGGUCUAAGUGGUAGGGGUGGAUUUACAGAAUCGCUCGCGUCCAGGACUCUGUGCAAAUAACCUCCCCAUGGCUCAUGACAUCAUGGGUAAAGGAAUUUGAGCAGUUUUCCAGUUCUGGAUUGACUAGACCCCAGCAGUAGCCUCCAGCUGCAAGAAUCAACCUGUUUCAAGGUAGACUUGCCAGCGGCACCAAAAUCCCUUCCUACCCCACUGUGCCAGACAGACGAAGCCAGCCUGCGACCUGCAGCUGCAGGCAAGUCUGUGUUGUGUGCUUCCUCUCUCCGACUACGCAGCUUCCUUUCUGUGGAGGGGUACACUGCCUGUCCUCUUGAGGAUUUUGUGGGAAGAGUCUCAAGGUGCAGUCUACUAGCCUCCUGCGCCCCCUGGUGGAAGCAACAAGGAACGACGGGUCCUCUUCUCUGCAGUCUUGAGUCUAAUCUUCCAGGACUCCCUUCAGCCCUCAGUCCCAUCUCUUUUUACUUCCAUUCAGUUACCCUUGAUUUACUUCCUGUUCAGUGGCUUCCAAGAACACAAAUGCGACAGGGAUGCUGUGUGUAAGCGUGACACUGUCUAUAUUCCAAGAUUCUCUUACACGCACACACAUGCACACACACACACACACACACACACACACACACACGUGCACUGACUUAUUCAUUUCUAUUGUUUGCCACACUCUUCAGGAGAUUCGAGGGCCAUCAUCCCAGGCCUUAAAGACACACAGCCUGGCCGACUAACAGGAUGCCACAGAGCUAAAGUUCCUGGAAGGCCACCAUCCAAUGCGGACUGACCAGAUAUCACAACAGCAACCCUGGACGGAAAGCUCAGUGUGCCCCAGGCUAAACAAGAGGGGUCUUCCUGUGGCCUGCUUCCUGGGGUCUAAAAAAAAAGGCUCAGAAUUUUAGUGACCUUGGGAAAGGAGAGUUGACCGCAAACAAUCAAGGAGUUUUAAACCCCAGGCUACACUUGGGGGUGGUUCUAAAUUGGACUUCUAGUUAAAUGCGAUUUCUGCUGGGUUCCCAAGGUUGGGGAGGGAUUUCUAACACCCCUUGCAGUUAGGAUACUCAUGGGACACCCCUGAGCUAGAUCUGUGAUGGCAUUUGCAAGUGGGGCCUCCUUCUUAGUGCAGCCGGCAGCUCUGCGAGAGCUGUCUAGAGGCUGCGAACCGGCGGCAGACUGACAGAGCUUGGCUUAGGUGGGGGCUUGGAUGUGUAUCAGUUCCUUGACAGCGUUCCUUCCUUUCCUACCACUGCAGCUGUGGCUGUCAGCUUCCCUGUUCCUCAGUUGCUUCCCACCCCACGUCUAAGGCUGCAGAGUUCUUCAUGCGCUCUCUCUCUCCCUCCCUUGCCUUACAGAACUGCCCUUGGCCUUCACUAUGGAGACACAUGAGCCCAGGCCUCAGAGAGUUCAGGUUCUUGUGAGAAAAACGACACACAAACAAUUUCAAAGGAGUCGCGUGCCCCUUCAGUCUGUGUGUGCCACAGUGGCUUCAGCAGAGACGCUAAGGCUGCCGAGUAGGCAGGCCCCUCAGUAAAGCCCACCCGCGAGGAAGCAGUGGUCCUAUUGUUUUCUCUGACUGUCAUUUAAUCUUCCACAGGUUUCCCAUCUACGGAUAAACAAGAGGGGCAGAAUGAAGUGCCCUGAAGGAUGCUUCUGAGUGAAAGUCCUUAGCUUCCUUCAGUGC
This is a messenger RNA of Alexandromys fortis (reed vole), 3549 nucleotides long. RefSeq lists its product as uncharacterized. The record is from RefSeq and is a predicted model, not a curated record. NCBI's taxonomy places the organism in Eukaryota, Metazoa, Chordata, Mammalia, Rodentia, Cricetidae. The coding region runs from base 1 to 660 and encodes 219 amino acids. The transcript has 6 exons.